Diabrotica virgifera virgifera (western corn rootworm) is the source of this 1066-nucleotide messenger RNA. Its product is annotated as THAP domain-containing protein 2-like. The record is from RefSeq and is a predicted model, not a curated record. Bases 227 to 763 code for a protein of 178 amino acids. The transcript is spliced from 4 exons. Lineage: Eukaryota; Metazoa; Arthropoda; Insecta; Coleoptera; Chrysomelidae.
UAUAUAAAGUUUUUCAGUAGGUACUAUAUAAACCAUCGAGAUAGGAGUGGAGUGGAGGAGAUGUCACGUGACCAAAAAUGUGAUCACUCAUCACUCCGCCAUUUUGCUACUACAUUUUAGUCAUACCACGUCAAAUACUUGUUUGUGCUUGGGUUACUGAAUUCGUUUAUUUCGCAGUGUUAUUUAAGUUUUAUUGUUUUUUGUGUGUUACAAACUAAAAAAGACAAUGGUAUCGUGCGCUAAGAGAAGUUGUAAUCAUAGAGCUGGUGUGGAUAAAAAGAAAACGUCUGGAAUAACAUUUCAUAGAUUUCCAAAGGAUCCAGAACAUAGAAAAAAAUGGAUUACUUUUGUAAAUAGAGGAGCUUGGGUACCUACAACAUAUAGUGUGUUAUGCUCUAAGCAUUUCUCCGAAAAAUACAUUGACCGAACCUCCAGAUCUCUUGUUAGAUUAAGAGAUAAUGCUGUGCCCACUAUUGAUCUUAUGCAGCUCCAAGAGAUAUCUAAGCUGGGUGGACGCAAUGUAUAUGAUUUUAUUAAAAGGGCUUUUCAACUUAUCCUAUCAAAUGACCAAGCUCUAAAAUAUAGUUGGAAGGGCAUGAAAGGAAACAGAAAAUUUAAUGAUACCCGUUUAGCAACGCUGUUGUUAAGAGCCGCAGAUGUUACAGGACUAGCAGAUUCUCAAAAAACAAGUGAAUGUGCAAUUCAAACUUGGUUGAGAAGGGCAAGUGACAGGAAGGCAACAGUGUUAAAUAAAACUUUUUAAAAAAUAGGAAAAAAGUUAAAAGUUUUCCCUUGGGUUUUCUUGGUAUUAUAACAAAGUUUUUAAUUUAUAACAUUUUAUAAGAGUUAAUUGAUUUUUGUUUAAAGUUAUAAAAUAAUAUAUUUUUUUUUAAUGUUACCCGUCACUUAUAAACUCUAUGAUUGAGAAUACAGUUCAACGUUUGUGAAAUAUACAACAAAUUUUUAUUUUAUAUUUUACUUAUAUUUUUUUAUUUAUAUUUGUAGUAGAUUAAGCAGGUACACAUUGGUUUGUAGUUAAAAUAUACAUAAAAAUAUAAUAAAUUUU